AUGGUCAGCUCGUGUUGUGGCUCCGUCUGCUCUGACCAGGGCUGUGGCCAAGACCUCUGCCAGGAGACCUGCUGCAGCCCCAGCUGCUGCCAGCCCACCUGCUGCAGGACCACCUGCUGCCGCCCCAGCUGCUGCGUGUCCACCUGCUGCAGGCCCCAAUGCUGCCAGUCCUCGUGCUGCCAGCCCACCUGCUCUCAGCCCCACUGCUGCAUCUCUAGCUGCUGCAGGCCCCAAUGCUGCCAGUCUGUGUGCUGCCAGCCCACCUGCUCUCAGCCCCGCUGCUGCAUCUCCAGCUGCUGCAGGCCCCAAUGCUGCCAGUCUGUGUGCUGCCAGCCCACCUGCUCUCAGCCCCGCUGCUGCAUCUCCAGCUGCUGCAGGCCCCGAUGCUGCCAGUCUGUGUGCUGCCAGCCCUCCUGCUCUCAGCGCCGCUGCUGCAUCUCCAGCUGCUGCAGGCCCCGAUGCUGCCAGUCUGUGUGCUGCCAGCCCACCUGCUCUCAGCCCCGCUGCUGCAUCUCUAGCUGCUGCAGGCCCCCGUGCUGCCAGUCCUCCUGCUGCCACCCCUGCUGCUGCCUGCGCCCCGUCUGUGGCCGGGUCUCCUGCCACACCACUUGCUACCGCCCCACCUGUGUCAUCUCCACCUGCCCCCGCCCCACGUGCUGUGCCUCCUCCUGCUGCUGA
This is a messenger RNA of Phacochoerus africanus (Common warthog), 678 nucleotides long. Its product is annotated as keratin-associated protein 4-8-like. Lineage: Eukaryota; Metazoa; Chordata; Mammalia; Artiodactyla; Suidae. The record is from RefSeq and is a predicted model, not a curated record. Gene Ontology annotation, cellular component: keratin filament. Bases 1 to 678 code for a protein of 225 amino acids. The transcript is spliced from 2 exons.